This is a messenger RNA of Alternaria alternata, 679 nucleotides long. RefSeq lists its product as hypothetical. NCBI's taxonomy places the organism in Eukaryota, Fungi, Ascomycota, Dothideomycetes, Pleosporales, Pleosporaceae. The record is from RefSeq and is a predicted model, not a curated record. The annotation marks the transcript as partial. The transcript has a single exon.
GGGCAAGCGCCUCUCCUUUCGCGGCCUUCAUCAAGCCUUCUUACUUGCCUCUCGUUCUUUGCUUCUCCCAAACGUCAAUCGACGCUCUUGCCGGCAUAACAUCGAUCCAUUCGCUGCUGUGCAACUCGCGGCCCUUUUUCGCACCGCCUCUUGUUUCCUGCUGCGACACACAGUCGGCGAGCGAGCACGCAGAGUUCCUCCCCCCAGCCGAUCCACCCCCGAGCCGACCUUGCAGCAACCCUGAGACCUCGGAGCCAAGCGAGCCUCGUCGUCUUUCAUACGCCAGCCAUCCCUUCACUCUCGUCCUUCACCUCCAUCCCUCCCGCACCCGACUACUGUACAUUCACUCCUGCCAUUGGGGGUAGUCUUUGUAAUAACAGGUGAGCCUCUCCUCCCCAGGGCCCCGUCGCGCCUGCCUCGCCUGCUCUGGGACCCAAGCGCCACCGUCGAGUGCAAGCAAACGGCCGCAUCGCUUCCAGUCGUCUCACCCACGGCUAAAGUCGCCAACCUUUUUGCACUCGCACGACCGCCGCCUGCCAUUGAACUCCUAUUGACACCGCCCUCCAGAUUUCCGCAUUGGCCGGCCUCGACGGAACAUCACUACGUACCUUUACCCUAAUAAUCACCCCGGACACCGUCCCCUGCCGCCAUCAUGGGUUGCGGAAUGAGCACAGAGGAG